AUGCCGAAGGUAACGAAGCGCACGGAGGGGAAGGGGGACGCCAUGGUGAACACGGAGACCGGGGAGGAGACUGAGAUGGCCGACGACCCGCUUCGGCCGGUGUUCGCCCCGCUCGGGGUGCAGGAGAUGAGCGGGAAGAAGUGCGAGUACCGCAAGGUGAACGUACCCCAACACAGGUUCACGCCGCUGAAGGAGCACUGGAUGGCGCUGUACGAGCCCGUGACGAAGCAGAUGAAGAUCGACAUGCGCAUGAACCUCAAGACGAAGAAGGUGGAGCUCAAGACCACGCAGGCGACGGAGGAUGAGGGCGCGCUGCAGAAGAGCGCCGACUUCGUCCAGGCCUUCCUCCUAGGCUUUGAAGUUCAGGACGCCGUUGCGCUCCUCCGCCUCGACGACCUCUACCUCGAGUGCUUCGAGAUCAAGGACGUGAAGCAGACGCUUAAGGGCGAACACAUGAGCCGAGGUAUCGGUCGUCUGGCGGGUAAGAGCGGUAAGACCAAGUUCACCAUCGAGAACGCCACGAGGACGCGCAUCGUCAUAGCGGAUCAGCACAUUCGCAUCCUUGGUUCAUUCCAGAACAUCAAGAUCGCAAGGGACGCGCUGUGCAACCUCAUCCUCGGAUCGCCGCCGGGCAAGGUGUACUCAAGGCUCAGGUCCAUCACAGCCAGGCUCUCGGAGCGGUUCUGA
Micromonas commoda is the source of this 687-nucleotide messenger RNA. RefSeq names its product kh-domain-containing protein. Bases 1 to 687 code for a protein of 228 amino acids. Gene Ontology annotation, molecular function: RNA binding. The transcript has a single exon. Gene Ontology annotation, cellular component: nucleolus. NCBI's taxonomy places the organism in Eukaryota, Viridiplantae, Chlorophyta, Mamiellophyceae, Mamiellales, Mamiellaceae. The record is from RefSeq and is a predicted model, not a curated record.